UAUUCGAGUUAAAAUGGCGGCGGUGCAGGCACAGAGUGGCAUCCUUCUCAGUGCGUUGUGUCCAAAGUUUCUGCAUACAAACUCUACAAGUCACACGUGGCCUUUCAGUGCUGUGGCUGAACUUAUAGAUAAUGCUUAUGAUCCAGAUGUGAAUGCUAAACAGAUGUGGAUUGACAAAACAAUUAUAAAUGAUAUCACAUGUUUGACAUUCAUGGACAAUGGAAAUGGUAUGAAUGCAGACAAGCUACAUAAGAUGUUGAGCUUUGGCUUUAGUGACAAAGUUACGAUGAAUGGUCAUGUCCCAGUUGGAUUGUAUGGAAAUGGUUUUAAAUCAGGAUCAAUGCGUCUGGGGAAAGAUGCAAUUGUGUUCACCAAAAAUGAAGAUACCUUGAGUGUGGGCCUCUUGUCACAGACUUUCUUGGAAGUCACAAAAGCAGAGCAUGUGAUUGUUCCCAUAAUAUCAUUCAACAAGAAAAGGCAAGUAAUGAAUCCAGAGGAGUCAGCCCCCAGCUUGAAGGCUAUCCUGGAACAUUCCUUGUUUUCUACUGAGAAGGAGCUACUUGCAGAGCUGGAUGCCAUCAUAGGGAAAAAAGGGACAAGAAUAAUCAUUUGGAACCUUCGAAGAGAAAAAAAUGAUCAAAUGGAAUUUGAUUUUGAUACAGAUAAAUAUGAUAUUAGAAUUCCUGCAGAUUUAGAUGAAGUAACAGGAAAAAGAGGGUAUAAAAAGCAAGAGAGACAAGACCAGAUUGUUCCGGAAAGUGACUAUUCAUUACGGGCUUAUUGCAGUAUUUUGUAUUUGAAGCCAAGAAUGCAGAUCAUUAUAAGAGGACAAAAAGUGCAAACGCAGCUGGUGUCCAAGAGCCUUGCCUAUAUAGAGCGAGAUGUUUAUAGGCCAAAAUUUUUGGCUCCCAAAACAGUGAGAAUUACCUUUGGAUUCAAUUGCAGAAAUAAAGAUCAUUAUGGAAUGAUGAUGUACCAUAGAAACAGACUAAUUAAAGCUUAUGAAAGAGUUGGUUAUCAGCAAAAGGCAAAUAAUAUGGGUGUAGGUGUAGUUGGGAUUAUAGAAUGCAACUUCCUAAAGCCAACCCAUAAUAAACAGGAUUUUGAUUAUACGCAUGAAUACAGGCUUACAAUUCAUGCACUUGGUGAGAAGCUUAAUGAUUACUGGAAUGAGAUGCAAGCAAAGAAAAAAGAUUACCCUCUGGAAGUGCUAGUUGAAGAUAUCCAGAAACGGCCUGAUCAGACCUGGGUUCAAUGUGAUUCAUGUCUAAAAUGGAGAAAGCUCCCAGAUGGAAUAGAUUGCUUGCCAGAGAAGUGGUUUUGUUCGUAUAACCCCGAUCCUCAGUUCAGAAAUUGCAAUGUGCCUGAAGAACCUGAAGAUGAUGAUUUAAUACCAUACGAAAAAACAUUUAAGAAAAAAGAUAGAGAGAAGUUAAAGAAAAGACUGGAGAUGAGCCAGCAGAUAUAUAAUGAAAUGUAUAUACAAACGGCUUCUGCUUUGUCCAGUACGCCACCAGCAACAAGUGAAAAUGUUCCAAGAUUGCAUGCAGAGGCUCCAAAUGCUUCUCUUACAAGAUCUCUUAGCACAUCAAAUAAUAUGUCAGUAUCUUCACCUCGUUCUGAACCUGAAAACAGUUUUAAGCGAAAGCUUUCUGACCCUGUGGCACAGCUACCUUAUAAGAUCACUCGGCUGAACAGCCACACAUUUGAGCAUAAAAAUGAUGAUCCUGAUGAUGAUGUCAUCAUCUUGGAAGAGAACAGUACACCUAAGCCUUCAGGAACAGAUUGUGAUAUCACAAUAGUAAAGGUUGAGGGUGGUGUUGUGGAUCAUAUUAUGGAUCAUACUGAUCUUCGGGAAGAAAGCUCCAAGAACAAAGAUGCUACUUCAGAAGCUAACUGUUCAAAAGGAAAUGCAGCAACACAAACUGAAAAGGAGCAACUUGUGGUUAAGAAGGAAGAAAUGGACAAUACAAAUGAUGAGCAAUCGAGAUCAGAAUCAGAAAUAACUCUGUUAGAAUCUGCUAGUGUUCUGGAGACUGCUUCUGUGGAUAUUGACUUCAAGAUAAAUGAACUAAAAAUUCAGCUGCAGUUAGCAAAUGGAGAAAAAGAAAAAUACCAGCAGCAGUGUGAUACAUUGUUCAAGCAGUUAAAAAUGCGGGAGCAGAAAAUAAUGGAAUUGAAUGAUAAAAGUGUGAAAAAGGAAAUGUGCCAUCAAUCAACAGAAACAGAUACUAUGCUACCAGAUGAAGAGCUAGUAAAAAUUAAAGAAAGAAGUCCAGAAGAGGUACUGGUUCUCUAUGAACAAGCAUUACAAGAGAUGAGGAAGCUGAAAGAACAAUGUGAUACUCUCCAGAAUUUAAAAUCUGAAUGUAAAUGUAACAAUGAGAAUAAAAGUGAAGUAGAUGAAAUGGCUGUGCAGCUUGAUGAUGUUUUCCGACAACUGGAUAAAUGCAGUAUUGAAAGAGACCAGUAUAAAAAUGAGAUUGAAUUACUAGAAAUGGAAAAAACUCAGCUAGGCUUUCAGUGUGAAGAGCUUAAAACAGAAAUUGCGCAACUAAAAGCUUCAGUACCACAUGCAAAUGAUUCCGUGGCUAAUAAUCUUGAAGAUCCUGUAAAUUACUCUGAUGGUGAAAGCCUGAAACUGCGAUCCCUUCGAGUUAAUGUUGGACAACUACUGGCGACCAUAAUGCCUGAACUUGAUUUACAGCAAAUGAAUUACAACGUUGAUGUGGUUGAUGAAAUCCUAGGACAAGUUGUAGAGCAAAUGCAUGAAAUCAGCAGUACUUAAUUUAUCCUUCAUUCAUAACCUACUUCACUCAGUCUUCAGUUUUACUGUAUAAAAUUCCCAACCUAUAAAAACUGAAUAAUUUUGUUUGAAGCAUAAUGUGAAUGUUUCAUUUAUCAUGACAGAUGAGUAUACUACUCUGAGUAUUACUACUCUGAAAAUUAAACCGUUUUGAAAAGAUGCUUUUAAUUUUUAUAAUGCAUUCAAAAGUUGUUUACCUUUUUCAGUUUUGUUUGAAAAGGAGCCUGGCAAUAUUGGCAAGACAUUUUUCUCCAACUUGACUAGUAUUUUUACAGUGGCUUGCAGGUAUUUCUGAUUCUUGAUACUGAUAAUGUAUUGUGUACUGAUAGAGUAUUACGAAAUAAUUGUUUCAUUAGACUAUUUAAUAAAAAGAUCAAAAAUGUGUUUAAUUUUUAUAAUGAAUAAAACGUGACCACAGAUGCUGUCAUAUGCCUCUUAUUUUUCCUUUUAAAAGGAUCACUGAUAUUGGCAAUUACUGUUUUUCUCAAAUUAGUGGCCCAAGAUAUCUUUAAGAUUAGAUAAUGUGUUAUACUGACCAGAGUGUUGCGAAACAGUGGUUUCAUUAUCUGUUUAUGUUUAAUUAAAAGAUGUUUAUCAAUAUGUGUUCAUAUGGUUUGAAGGAGUUUUCCAUACUUUUUCUAAUUUUGUAUUUAAAAUGGUUUUCAUUACUCACCUUAUAGUUCAAUACAUGAAUGUACUGUAAUAUCUGGGUAAAAUAAAUAUUGGCUGUAAGGAGAAUAUAACUUAAAUUUAUACUGUACAUUUACACUUUGGAAAAAACAUGAAUACAUGGGGGAAAGUUUUUAUUUACAUGAAUGAGAAAUGUAUAUUUUGUACUAAAUGCGGGAAAACACAUUCUGAUUUGAGUGACAAGGAAAAACUGUAGCUAGAGAAAUACAAAACGUAAUAAUAAAAAACAUCUGCUUAA
Eublepharis macularius is the source of this 3734-nucleotide messenger RNA. RefSeq names its product MORC family CW-type zinc finger 3 (gene MORC3). The record is from RefSeq and is a predicted model, not a curated record. The transcript has 17 exons. Gene Ontology annotation, cellular component: nucleus; PML body. NCBI's taxonomy places the organism in Eukaryota, Metazoa, Chordata, Lepidosauria, Squamata, Eublepharidae. The coding region runs from base 14 to 2788 and encodes 924 amino acids. Gene Ontology annotation, molecular function: zinc ion binding; ATP hydrolysis activity.